Molecule: messenger RNA, 837 nt
Organism: Ostertagia ostertagi
Lineage: Eukaryota; Metazoa; Nematoda; Chromadorea; Rhabditida; Trichostrongylidae
Source: the annotation of a GenBank genome assembly
AUGGCGUCGUGCUGCACAUUAGCCAGAAGUGCCCCGUCUGCGAAACCUCCACUGCAGACGGCUUCCACCUUUGACGAAUUUGAAACGGAUUUCGAUGGAGCUUGUAUGCAGUCAUUUCGACUGUCCACCUGGCGGUUUCUCGAAGAUCCGCAAUCAUCGGUUCCAGCAGCCGUUUUUGCCAUUCUGUCAGUGAUUUUCGUUUUUGGUAGCGUUUUUGGGCUGAUACUUGGCUCAAUGCCAGAAUUCCAAGAAGAUCCGAGCAAUGCUUCAGCUUACCAUGCGAUGCACGCCAAGACCAGUGAGGCGGAGAAACUUCACAAAUUCCUUCCUUCGGUCACAAAAAACGACGACUUUCCGGAUUUCGUAUAUAAACCGACUGACAAUCCAAAUUUUGCUCUCGUAUUGCUGGAAUACGUCUGCAUCGGGUGGUUCACGUUCGAGUACAUAAUAAGACUUAUUAUCUAUCCGAAGCGGGGCGAGUUCCUUCGGAAAACUCUCAAUAUAAUCGACAUGCUGACGAUCCUGCCCUUCUAUUUGGAGAUGUGUCUGCCCUUUGCCGGUGUCGAAUCUCACUUCAAGGAGAUCACAGGAGCAAUGUUAGUUGUUAGAGUGCUUCGUGUUCUGAAAAUGGCUCGAGUGUUCAAGCUGGCUCGGUAUAGCAGUAGUCUGCAGACAUUUGGGCAAACGCUCAAAUCGUCGAUUACCGAGUUGAGCAUGUUGAGUAUGUUUCUACUCACGGGUAUUGUAUUCUUCUCCACUAUUAUGUACUAUUUGGAAAAGGACGAACCUCACUCAGACUUCUAUUCAAUACCAGCUGCUUGCUGGUGGUGUGUGUAA